AUGCAUCCCGUAAAUGAGAACUGCACGGUCCGGCCAGCGACCGCCCCUCUGCUGAAGCCAAGAAAGUUUGAAAUUCUUCAGCUAGGACGAGGACACCACCAGGGUAUGUUGAUGCACUGUACGGUGUCAGCCUGUGCUGGAUGCCUGAUGAUGCCUGGCGAGGAGGAAUUGCAGAGGCUUUUCGAUGCGCUGCCAGCGAGCAAGCAGUGUGCGCUGAUGGACUUGCAGGAUAGCUUUGCCGAUCGCGACUCCGAGAAGACGCUUCUGGGCGUGGCCUGCACCAACGCCUUCCAGAGCGGCCAGCGCUUGGACGACACCUGGGAUGAGACGGAGGAGCGAGUCCUGUACUUGGAACUCAGCCGCUUCAACCACUCCUGCUGCCCAAACUGCGAAGGAAGCUGGGACGACCGGCUAGGCCUGCUGCAAAUCUAUGCCUGCGAGGAUAUUCAUCCUGGGGAUGAGCUCUGUUUGUACUACACUGACGUUCGCAAGCCCCUACGAUUGCGGCAGGAGAAGCUCCAAUCGUUGGGCUUCACCUGUGCCUGUCCGGUCUGCAGUGCCGCAGGCGGGGCGCUUUUUUUCUUACUGGGUCAGUUGGUGCAACAGCUCCGUUUGCCAGAUCCCACCAGCGAUGAGCGCCGUGAGCGCUUAUGGCGCUUGACAGAGGAGAUUCCCAGCUGCGAGGAUCCCGAGCAGGCAGAAACGAUCCACGUGUAUGGAGGGCUCAUCUUGUAG
This is a messenger RNA of Symbiodinium natans, 735 nucleotides long. The record is from the annotation of a GenBank genome assembly. Lineage: Eukaryota; Dinophyceae; Suessiales; Symbiodiniaceae.